AGCACUGGGAGAGGAGCCCCAGCCCAGGAUUCCCAGCUGCUCCUGUUCUCUAACCAGGACUGAGCACAGACGACUCACCAUGGAGCUGGGGCUGAGCUGGGUGGUCCUGGCUGCUCUUCUGCAAGGUGUCCAGGCUGCGGUGCAGCUGGUGGAGUCUGGGGGAGGCUCGGUGCAGGCUGGAGGGUCUCUGAGACUCUCCUGUGCAGCCUCUGGAUACACCUUCAGUAGCUAUGCCAUGGGCUGGUUCCGCCAGGCUCCAGGGAAGGAGUGCGAAUUGGUCUCAACUAUUAUUAGUGAUGGUAGCACAAACUAUGCCGACUCCGUGAAGGGCCGAUUCACCAUCUCCCGAGACAACGCCAAGAACACGGUGUAUCUGCAAAUGAACAGCCUGAAACCUGAGGACACGGCCGUGUAUUACUGUGCGGCAGACACAGUGAGAGGAAGUCAUUGUGAGCCCAGACAAAAACCUCACUCCCUGGGGCACCCACAGCCCCCAGGGUGUGCUCACGACCCACCAAGGGCAGGGCUGAGCCCCAGAGCAGGUGCAGAGGUGUGGGAGGAGUUUGUAUUCAUCCAAGAGUUCCAGUUGGACUUUCUCCCAGCUCACAUGCCACCUGGAGAUGACAAACACAGCCACCUGGCCCUGGCCCUGCAGCUCUGGGAGAGGAGCCCAAGCCCCGGGAUUCCCAGCUGCUACCGUUCUAUGAUCAGGACUGAACUCAGACGACACACCAUGGAGCUGGGGCUGAGCUGGGUGGUCCUGGCUGCUCUUCUACAAGGUGUCCAGGCUCAGGUACAGCUGGUGGAGUCUGGGGGAGGCUCGGUGCAGGCUGGGGGGUCUCUGAGACUCUCCUGCACAGCCCCUGGAUUCACCUCCAAUAGCUGCGGCAUGGACUGGUACCGCCAGGCUGCAGGGAAGCAGCGCGAGUGGGUCUCAUCUAUUAGUACUGAUGGUAGCACAAGCUAUGCAGACUCCGUGAAGGGCCGAUUCACCAUCUCCAAAGACAAAGCCAAGGACACGGUGUAUCUGCAAAUGAACAGCCUGAAACCUGAGGACACGGCCAUGUAUUCCUGUAAGACAAACACAAGACACAUUGAAGGCCAUGUCUCCCUGCAGCUCAUCUCUGGGGUCCCUGAAGACACAGCCAUGUGCUAUUGUCACAGGAAGGAGAGUGAGUGA
Molecule: messenger RNA, 1180 nt
Organism: Camelus dromedarius (Arabian camel)
Lineage: Eukaryota; Metazoa; Chordata; Mammalia; Artiodactyla; Camelidae
Exons: 6
Coding region: 80-1180 (366 amino acids)
Biological process (GO): immunoglobulin mediated immune response
Cellular component (GO): blood microparticle
Molecular function (GO): antigen binding
Source: RefSeq, a predicted model, not a curated record